UGGGUGGUGGUGAAUGAUGCCAUCAAAGGAUUACAUAAGCAAAGCAUAAAGAUUUCUUGUGUUAAUCGUCAAAACAAUAUAUAAAUGUAGUAGAAUCUUGGACAAGAACAGGUGAUACAAGCAACAAAGCAAUAUCUCCUUGUAUACAUUGACUUUGUGUGCAUUGCGCUCCCUCAGUGCUUUUGAAGAUUUUAUGUUGUUGUUGUAUAGAACUUGAACCUCAGCUAUGACUAUGAAGGGUUUUGUGUGUUUUCUACUUUUGAGUUUUGAAUGAAGUCCCAUAUCGGUGGGUUUUGGUGAGGCAGAAUCUGUAGUAAACAUAUAUAUGGGAGAUACAGAGAGUUUCUGUAGCAGAGUUUUCGAUUCUGGGUGGAAUCAAAGUAGAAAGGAUUGGCAGAAGGUUGAAGUGUACAGUGAGGUUCUUAUUCGACUCAGGGAAUUGAAUGUCCCUGAGGCUUUGGUUCCUGGUUUUGAGGAUGAACUUUGGGCGCAUUUCCAUCGACUUCCCACUAGGUAUGCCUUGGAUAUGAAUGUAGAGAGGGCUCAAGAUGUUCUUAUGCACAAAAGGUUACUGCACAUGGCACGAAACCCGGCUACAACAACCGGACCUGCAGUUGAAGUCCGUCUUGUUCAGGUUCGUUCUGCUUCUGGUGUGCAUUCUAGUAAAUCCUUUCAUUCAAACUCACGAACUAAAGUUUGUCCUCAGGAUUCUGAUAUUCCAGGUGACAUGAGCUUCCAUUCUCCCCCGGCCUUUGGUUCAUCAGCUAACAUGGAACUCGCAGUUGGUGCGAGUCCAUUACAAGUUCGGGAUAAGGAUAACUAUUUGAAUAUUGUUACACCCUAUGCUCGGCCUAUGCAUGAAAUCACAAUUUCAACAAAUGACAAGCCAAAACUUCUCAGUCAGCUGACUUGCUUACUGUCUGAGACUGGGCUUGACAUUCAAGAAGCACAUGCUUUUUCCACAUUGGAUGGCUAUUCAUUGGAUGUUUUUGCUGUUGGUGGUUGGCCAGUUGAGGAGACAGAGAAAUUGAAACAUGUGCUAGCUCAAAAACUCAAGAAGCAACCACAGUUGAAAGAAAAUGGCAGUCUUCCUCUUGCAGAGCAAGGGAAAACCGAGAUGGACUUUAGCUCUAGACAUGCAAAUUUACCUGAUUGUGAAAAUGACAUCUCAAAAAUUGAUCCUAAGUGCUUGAGACUUGAAAAGAAAAUUGCAUCAGGACCUUUCAGUGACUUGUAUAAAGGCACGUUCUGUAAUCAAGAUGUGGCUAUCAAGGUCCUUAAGGAUGAGAAUUUGAACGAUGAUAUAAGGAAGGAGUUUGCUCAGGAAGUCUACAUCCUAAGUAAAGUUCAGCAUAAGAAUGUUGUCAAAUUUGUUGGUGCUUGUACAAAGCCCCCAAACCUUAACCUUAUCACAGAAUAUUUGUCAGGCGGAAGUAUGUAUGACUUUCUGCAUUUACAUAAGACUGUCCUUGCUCUUCCAUCUUUGCUCAAAGUAGCGAUUGAUGUUUCCAAAGGAAUGGAAUAUUUGCAUCAGUGUGGUAUCAUACAUCGGGACCUCAAAACGGCUAAUCUCUUGAUAGAUGAGAAUGGGGUAGUUAAGGUUGCUGAUUUUGGUGUAGCCAAAGUGUACAAUCAACCUGGUAUUAUGACUGCAGAAACUGGUACUUAUCGGUGGAUGGCUCCAGAGGUUAUUGGACAUAAACCAUAUGAUCACAAAGCCGAUGUCUUCAGCUUUGCCAUUGUUCUUUGGGAGCUGCUAACAGGAAAGCUUCCUUAUGACCAUUUGUCCCCAUUGCAAGCAGCAGUUGGAGUGGUCCAGAAGGGUUUAAGGCCUAAAAUUCCAAAGCAUACUCAUCCUAAGCUAGUGGAAUUGCUUCACUGGUGCUGGCACCAAGAACCAUCUUUGAGACCCAAUUUCUCAGAAAUUCUGGCAUUUCUGCUGCACAUGACCAACACGGUAUGUCAAGGGUAAUAAAUAAUGACUAAUUUUGAGUCACUUAAUUAAAAAGAAUGGAGCUUCUAAGAUGCAUUUUCUUUCUCCCCCAUCAUUUUGAAAAGCUCUAAACAGGUCACUAGGGAAUGUAAAGGCGAAGGGAUUGCAUGAUAAUGAUUAUUCACCAAGCGAGAUAAUCAUUGAAGUCAAUUUUAAGUUAUAUGUUCGUCAUUGGACAUUUUACGUACGCUUAGGCGGUUAGGCCUCUAACUUAUGAUUAUGAAGUUGAUAUUCCAUUGACAAGGUGUGUAUAAAGUAUAAACUUGAUGUACAACUAUUGCACUUCAAAAAAGUAGUGAUUUUUAUGAAAUAUAUGAGCUGACCAAUCUUGUCAUGGUGGAGA
Messenger RNA from Lotus japonicus, 2336 nucleotides. RefSeq names its product serine/threonine-protein kinase STY46-like. The record is from RefSeq and is a predicted model, not a curated record. The transcript is spliced from 15 exons. Gene Ontology annotation, biological process: protein phosphorylation. NCBI's taxonomy places the organism in Eukaryota, Viridiplantae, Streptophyta, Magnoliopsida, Fabales, Fabaceae. Gene Ontology annotation, molecular function: ATP binding; protein kinase activity. Bases 326 to 1972 code for a protein of 548 amino acids.